GAGACCUGUAUUUGUCACCUCCACCAAUCGUGGUCACUAGUCAUUGUUGUUCUUCAGCGAAGGAUUUUUCUCGUAUUUGUAAAUGGUAUGGUCCAACCGAAUCCUCCUGAAAUACCAGAAACCCAGUUGAGAUAGAAAGCUAAUUAACAGAGAGGAAAAGGAAUAAAGAAGGAAGAGAGGCUGAAAAUGGGUGGGCAUGCGCUGGUUUCACCGUUUAAUUCGAGAUCAGGGCGGAUGAUAAUGGUGGCUCUGCUAGUAAUGGUGGGCACCUUCUACGCUGGCACCCUCUUCGGUAACAAUGCCCCCAUUUACGUCUCCCAGCUCCCGGUCAAGUCUUUUUCAUCAUCCACUGAUAAUUCUGAAUUUCCAAACAAAGUUGCUAUUACUUACAGAAAAACACCGCUUUUGAUCCCUGAAACUGGGAUGAAUGUGUGCCCAUUGACAUUCAAUGAGCAUAUCCCCUGCCAUGAUGUUUCUUAUGUAAAGAAUUUUGUCGUUAGCUUGGAUGUUUCUAGAAAGGAACGACUAGAGAGGCACUGUCCUCCACCCAAGAAGCGGUUAUUUUGCUUGAUUCCACCACCAAAUAAUUAUAAGAUACCAAUAAAAUGGCCAACCAGCAGGAAUUAUGUCUGGCGAAGCAAUGCGAAUCAUACAAUUCUUGCUAAAGUCAAAGGAGGACAAAAUUGGGUGCAUGAGAAGAAUCAACUCUGGUGGUUCCCAGGUGGUGGUACCCAUUUCAAACAUGGGGCGGCUGAGUAUAUUCAAAGGUUAGGAAAUAUGAUUACGAGUGAAAAAGGUGAUCUGCAUUCCGCAGGGGUAGUUCAAAUUUUGGAUGUUGGUUGUGGGGUUGCCAGCUUCUCUGCUUACCUCAUUCCCCUGGAUAUACAGACAAUGUCUUUUGCUCCCAUAGAUAUUCAUGAGAGUCAGAUUCAAUUUGCAUUAGAGCGAGGAAUUGGCGCAAUGAUCUCUACUUUAGCCACAAAACAACUACCAUACCCCAGUAGCUCCUUCGAGAUGGUUCACUGCUCAAGGUGUCGUGUUGAUUGGCAUGAGAAUGAUGGUAUUUUACUCAAAGAAGUGAAUCGCCUUCUGCGAUCUAAUGGGUACUUUGUAUAUUCAGCUCCACCUGCCUAUAGAAAGGAUAAAGAUUUUCCCUUGAUCUGGAAUAAAUUGGUAAAUCUGACUUCAGCAAUGUGCUGGAAACUCAUUGGUCGAAAAGUUCAGACAGCAAUCUGGAUGAAACUAGAAAAUCAAAUGUGCCUUCUGGACAAUGCAGAGCAGAAGCGGUUGAGCAUAUGUGAUGAUGUUGAUGAUUCCAAACCAUCAUGGAAUACACCACUGAGGAAUUGUAUACAAGUACGAAGGGAAGAAAGAAAUUUUCAGAAACUACAGUCUAGGGCAGAUCGUCUUUCAAUAUAUCCAGAGACUCUCUCCAGAAUAGGUAUUAGUGAAAAGGAAUUUACUUCAGACACUCUGUUUUGGCAAGAUCAAGUUCGCCUUUACUGGAGGUUGAUGAAUAUCAGUAGGACAGAAAUACGAAAUGUCAUGGACAUGAAUGCUUUCUGUGGUGGAUUUGCUGUAGCUUUGAAUCCGUUGCCCGUUUGGGUAAUGAAUAUUGUUCCGGCAAGCAUGAAGAAUACCUUGUCUGCUAUUUAUGAUCGAGGAGUAAGUGGCGCUUUCCAUGAUUGGUGUGAACCAUUCUCAACUUAUCCACGCACGUACGACCUGUUGCAUGCUGACCAUCUUUUCUCUCACUAUAAAAAUCAUUUAGAAGGUUGCUUACUGGAGGAUAUUGUGUUGGAGAUGGACCGUAUAAUCCGACCCCAGGGAUUUAUUAUUAUCAGAGACGAGGAAUCUAUAGCAUCAAGAAUCAUAGAUGUUGCUCCCAAAUUUCUGUGGGAGGUUAAAUCACACUUGGUAGAAAACAAUAAAAAGAAGAUGGAAUCUGUGUUAAUUUGCAGAAAGAAGUUUUGGGCAAUUUUAUAAGGUGUAGCCCGCCUGCUGAGCUUUGCCAAUACAGGUUUCUAGACAUGUAGGCUGUUUUUGUAAUGACUCAGUUUUUUUCUUUUGCA
Juglans microcarpa x Juglans regia is the source of this 2072-nucleotide messenger RNA. RefSeq names its product probable methyltransferase PMT6. Gene Ontology annotation, molecular function: methyltransferase activity. The record is from RefSeq and is a predicted model, not a curated record. The transcript has 7 exons. Bases 187 to 1986 code for a protein of 599 amino acids. Gene Ontology annotation, cellular component: endosome; trans-Golgi network; cytoplasm. Lineage: Eukaryota; Viridiplantae; Streptophyta; Magnoliopsida; Fagales; Juglandaceae.